AUGCGCUCACUCACUGGCCUGAGGGCGCUUGUGGCGCCCGACUGCCGGCUCCUGCUUCUGUGCUUUCUGGCGGCGACGCGCCCGUAUUGGGCAGAAGGCGACCCCACAGACUCAUCUUUCACAAGUCUACCUGUUCGAGAAGAAAUGAUGGCAAAAUACUCAAACCUUUCUUUAGAGAGCCAUAAUAUAUCACUGACAGAAGAAUCGAGUGCUCCAGUAGAAAAAAACAUUACUUUGGAAAGUCCUUCUGACCUGGAGCUCAUAUGCCAGUUCACGACAUCUGGGGAUUUGAACUCAGUGAAUGUGACUUGGAAAAAAGACGACGAAUUUUUUGAAAAUAUUGAUGCUUUCAACACAACUAAAACAGGAAACACCUUGUACAGUCAGUAUAGGUUCAUCAUUUUUAAUAGCAAACAAAUGGGGAAUUAUUCUUGUUUCUUUGGAGAAAAGAAGCGCAGAGGAACAUUUAAUAUCAAAGUGCCCAGCGUUCGUGGAAAAAACAAGCCAUUGAUCACUUACGUGGGGGAUUCUACUGUCCUGAAGUGUGAAUGUCAAGAUUGCCUUCCUUUAAAUUGGACUUGGUACACGAGUAAUGGAAGUGUACAGGUUCCUAUUGAUGUUCUCAAGAAUGAUAAGUAUGUUAUAAAUGGAUCCCACGCUAAUGCAACACGACUCAGGGUAAAGCAUCUCUUGGAAGAAGAUGGGGGCUCCUACUGGUGCCGGGCAGUCUUCCCGUUGGGUGAGAGUGAGGAACACAUUGAGCUGGUUGUGCUGAGCUUCAUGGUGCCCCUCAAGCCAUUUCUUGCGAUAAUUGCAGAAGUUAUUCUCUUAGUGGCCAUCAUUCUGCUUUGUGAAGUAUACACCCAGAAAAAAAAGAGUGACCCAGAUAAUGGGAAAGAAUUUGAACAAAUUGAACAGUUGAAAUCGGAUGAUAGCAAUGGUAUUGAGAACAAUGUCCCCAGGCUCAGAAAAAUUAUUCUGCAGGUCAAGUCAACUAGGAGGUCCACAUCUCAUGGCCCCCACCAAACUCAAGUAAUUGAUCUUGGUAACACAGCAGAGUUUGCUCAUCGAGAUGAACUUUCUUUCCUUGGGGGCAUGCACACUAAGGAGAGGUCUGCACGCCUGUUCAUUUUCAACAUUAUCUUGGACGAUGUAGGGACUGAUAGAGAGGCCUCUAGAGAGCCACCUUACUUGCAUGGGAAAGGCCACUGGUUUAUAGUUGAGCCGGCAGAGCUCUCAGAGGGACUGAGUCAAGGUGACUGUUCACGGAACUUUUACAUUUUGCCCUAA
Molecule: messenger RNA, 1290 nt
Organism: Cricetulus griseus (Chinese hamster)
Lineage: Eukaryota; Metazoa; Chordata; Mammalia; Rodentia; Cricetidae
Source: RefSeq, a predicted model, not a curated record